Pyricularia oryzae 70-15 is the source of this 513-nucleotide messenger RNA. RefSeq lists its product as uncharacterized. Lineage: Eukaryota; Fungi; Ascomycota; Sordariomycetes; Magnaporthales; Pyriculariaceae. The record is from RefSeq and is a predicted model, not a curated record. Bases 1 to 513 code for a protein of 170 amino acids. The transcript is spliced from 2 exons.
AUGUAUAUCUGGUUCGGCCGCGUCGAGCUUGAGAAGGCAACGCGGAGUCGGAAAAGCUCAACCUUGGCCCCUCGUGUAACGCGGGUCCCUGCGCAUAAUCCUAGUAAGCUCUGUCGCGUCUCUGCGCCGGUUAGACCUUCAACGCGAGCGACCUGCACACUCUGGCAGUUUGCUACUGUCGCCAGCCAGCCGCGCCCCUUGAGCCGGUUGUGGUCAUCGCUCCAGCGGUUGGUUGUAUUGGCUAAUCCGGGCUCGUGGCGGCCGCGUUGCUUCGACGUGGGGGCUGAUUGCGCGCAAUUUGUUCGAGGUCAGCGGGUUGCGGGGUGGUUGCGGGAGCGGCUUUUCGGAGCCAUGGUCGGUCGCGGAUUGGGCUGCACGUUUGCAGCUGUUGCGUAUAUGGGACAGUCGAGUAGCAGUCUAGCUGUGUUGGUGGCAGCUCAAAGUGUACCUGGGUACAUGUUUGAGGUUUUGAAAUGUCGCCAGAACAAGUUGAAGCUGAGCAAAGCUGGCUGA